This is a messenger RNA of Hemicordylus capensis (graceful crag lizard), 4292 nucleotides long. RefSeq names its product VANGL planar cell polarity protein 2 (gene VANGL2). NCBI's taxonomy places the organism in Eukaryota, Metazoa, Chordata, Lepidosauria, Squamata, Cordylidae. Bases 804 to 2369 code for a protein of 521 amino acids. Gene Ontology annotation, cellular component: plasma membrane. The record is from RefSeq and is a predicted model, not a curated record. The transcript has 9 exons. Gene Ontology annotation, biological process: establishment of planar polarity; multicellular organism development; Wnt signaling pathway, planar cell polarity pathway.
GGGGAGUGGAUUCGGAGCUGUUGCCAGUGCGGGCGGCGUGGCCUUUUGCAACGAAUGCUCGCGUGCUCCGAGGCGGGCAGCCCAGAGAUCGCUUGGUGGUGUGCCUGUGCCUUUUGGGGAGGAGGGGGAGAAAAAAGUGCAUGGGAUUUUUUCCUGGCUUCCUUUUUUGCAGUUGCAUGGAAAGCGGAAGGAGCCGCCCGAGAGACACACACACACACACCCGGAGGAGAAAUCGGAAUUUGGCUGGCAGUUUGGUGGCUGCGGAGAGGCCGGAGAGGAACAAAAGCCAGCGAGGGGGCAGGCGGAGGAGGCGAAGCCAGCGAGGCGGCGGCGGCGGCGGCUGCUCCUGCCGCCCUUUCCGAGUGGCAAGCCGGGGAGCGCCGGGAUCGGGGCUGCUGCGAUGAUGGCUUUCAGGAUCCUGGCCUUGCCGCUCUUGUAGAUGUCGAAGCCCUGGCCUCACCCCGCUGACCGGGACAGGAACGGACCCCGGGCCCCGGCUGCUGAGUGCUUUGAGGGACCCACGAUGCCCAGCCACUCGUAGGGCUGGAAGAGGCUGCGUCUCUGUUUCCGGGACUGCCCCGUUGCCUGCCACCAAGUUGGUGCCCCCCUUUUUCUCCUAAGACGAGUCCAGCCAGCCGAUCAAAAUAGAGUCCCUCAAGGUGAAAGUUGACUUCCUGAAGGUGCCCCUCGGCCUGAAGAAGCCUACUCUCAAGGAGGCCGCCGCGGCUCUGGCGGCUGUCCCAGGACCAGGGAGACCCAAGUCCAUCAGCGUGGACCGCUAUAAGGCCCGGCGAUCCGACAACAUGGAUAACGAGUCUCAGUAUUCGGGGUAUUCGUACAAGUCGGGGCAUUCACGAAGCUCUCGGAAGCACAGAGAUCGCCGAGAACGGCACCGCUCCAAGAGUCGAGAUGGAAGCCGAGGGGACAAGUCUGUGACCAUCCAGGCCCCUGGCGAGCCCCUGCUGGACAAUGAGUCGACCCGCGGAGACGAGAGGGACGACAACUGGGGGGAGACCACCACGGUGGUGACGGGGACCUCGGAGCACAGCAUCUCCCACGAUGACCUCACCCGCAUCGCCAAGGACAUGGAGGACAGCGCCCACCUGGACUGCUCGCGCCACCUGGGGGUCUCCUUGGCGGGGGCCCUGGCCCUCCUCUCCUUCCUCACCCCCGUGGCCUUCAUGCUGCUGCCCCAGCUCCUCUGGGGGGACAAGCUGGAGUCCUGCGGGACCCCUUGCGAGGGGCUCUUCAUCUCGGUGGCCUUCAAGCUCCUCAUCCUGCUGCUGGGCAGCUGGGCCCUCUUCUUCCGCCGGCCCAAGGCCUUCUUCCCCCGCAUCUUCGUCUUCCGGGCCCUGCUGAUGGUGUUGGUCUUCCUGCUGGUGGUCUCCUACUGGCUCUUCUACGGCGUCCGCAUCCUGGACUCCCGGGACGCCAACUACCAGGGCAUCGUGCAGUACGCCGUCUCCCUGGUGGACGCCCUCCUCUUCGUCCACUACCUGGCCGUGGUCCUCCUUGAGCUGCGCCAGCUCCAGCCCCACUUCACCCUCAAGGUGGUGCGUUCCACCGACGGAGCCAGCCGCUUCUACAACGUCGGCCACCUCAGCAUCCAGCGUGUUGCCGUUUGGAUCCUGGAGAACUAUUACCACGACUUCCCCGUCUACAAUCCUGCCCUCCUCAAUCUGCCCAAGUCGGUUCUCUCCAAGAAGAUGUCGGGGUUCAAGGUGUACUCGCUUGGCGAAGAAAACACGACCAACAACUCCACGAGCCAGUCGCGGGCCGUCAUUGCCGCCGCCGCACGGAGAAGAGACAACAGCCACAACGAAUAUUAUUACGAGGAAGCGGAGCAUGAGCGCCGGGUGCGGAAACGACGCGCCAGGCUGGUGGUGGCGGUGGAGGAGGCCUUCACACACAUCAAGCGCCUGCAAGAGGAGGACCAGAAGAACCCGCGGGAGAUCAUGGACCCCCGGGAGGCGGCCCAGGCCAUCUUCGCCUCCAUGGCCCGGGCCAUGCAGAAGUACCUGCGGACCACCAAGCAGCAGCCUUACCACACGAUGGAGAGCAUCCUGCAGCACCUGGAGUUCUGCAUCACCCAUGACAUGACGCCCAAGGCGUUCCUCGAACGGUACUUGACCGCCGGGCCCACCAUCCAGUACCACAAGGACCGCUGGCUGGCAAAGCAGUGGACUCUGGUCAGCGAGGAGCCCGUGACCAAUGGCCUGAAGGACGGGGUGGUCUUUGUCCUCAAGCGCCGUGACUUCAGCCUGGUGGUGAGCACCAAAAAGAUCCCCUUCUUCAAGCUCUCGGAGGAGUUUGUGGACCCCAAAUCGCACAAGUUUGUCAUGCGCCUUCAGUCGGAGACCUCGGUGUGAACUGAAGCCGGGGUGAGGGGCUCGGAAGCCUGGGAGUAGCCGCCUUCUGUGAGGGCGAGCCUCCGUCUCUCUGGGGGGUUUGGAAGAGGCUGCCACAUCGGGUAGGAAGCCUUGCUGGCUGGAGGUGUUGACACCUGCGUCUCUACUUCUUCUGGUGCUGACCUUGACCACUCCGAGUCUCCCCUUCCCUCCCAGAAAUCCACCGCAAUGCCAGCUUUUGGGGCGGAAGGAAGAAUGCCCCUCCUUUCCUAUUUCUCCCCACCGUUUCCAUGCUCUCAAGUUCCAGUUUUUUGUAGCCAACCUUCCGGAAGCUCAGCGUGCAGAUGGGAAGGAGGGUGCACCAUCUGGCGCCCCUUCCCCAGAGGAAAAAAUUGGAAGUUACCGUGCCAAAUUGUAAGGGCUAAUUCUGUUCACUGAUGUCACCAGCAUCUCCCAGUGCAGUCAGGUCUGAGGAACCUUCUGGAAUGUCUUUUUUUUUAAAAAAUCCAAUAAAAACCAACUAACCUCACAGUUCUGGCCUUUGACACAUCUCCCGAUGCUGCUCGUAGUAUCUCUCUCGGGCUCCGGACUCUUGACGUGCACAAAGGAGACUUGAUCGAGUGUUCAUAAAAGAGACCCACCUGACAACGGUAGGCUGUCGCUGCUAGUUUCUUCCAUCACAGUGUGGCGCAUGGCUGGCCCUCCUGGUUUCUUGCAUGUCUGGCACACAAACCACCUCUUCUGACCUCUUCCGGUGUCCCUCUGUCCUCCUCACGGCUGUAAAUGCAAAAAAGAAAAGACUUCUUGGGGUUUCUUUGGGAGCGGUUAAAAAAAUUGUGAAUUUUCUUUUUCUAAGAUGCAAAUUUCUGUACUUUUUAAAUGAAAUCCUGUGUGUUGUAAAUAUUUGACUUUCUUUAGGACGACCGGAACGGUCACUGGACCCGUCUCCUUGACUUCCCUGUGGUGUGAGCCCUGUUGGGUGACGUCCCGUAAGGCCCGUGGUGUGAAAUGCCUUCCAGGAGCCCGAUCCACAGGGGGCUUCUCCUGUGGAUCGGAAUGGCAGCUGUGCCAGAACCUUGGCACUCCCUUUCGGUGAAACUUCUGGAGGAGAACUGCUGGGUGGAUCUGCUGGGUAGUUCAGCAGCACCUGAUAAAAUACCAUGAAUUGCAAAGUUUGAAUUGCAAUUGCCUCCCUCUCAAAUGCCUCCCUCUCUAUCUUGACCCCCUCCCCCCCCAAAAAAAAAUCCCAGGAAUUUUCUUCCUAUCUCUAUCUUUGUUUUAAAAGCACCAGGUACGUGGUUCUCUGAUGGUGGGUGUCUGCGAGUGUCAGAGGUGAGCCAUUCAUGGGUUUCUCCUUUGGGUAGCUGGCCUCCUUCUCGGAAGACCUCUAAGGCCCCUUCCAGCUCUAGAAGUAUAUGAUUCUGUGGGCAGUUUCCCUCCGCCUUCCUCCUUGAAGAGCUUUGGUGGGAAGCGAGAGUUUCUCGAAUAAUCCAGCUGCCCACCAGUUUCGGGGCAAAGCUGCCAGUGCUACACCUUACCUAGAAAAGACCCCAACUGGGUUCCCCCUUGUAGACAAGGGCUUUUGAGCUCUCCACCAAGACCCACGGGCCGUUUACGGCUCCCACCGGCUUCCCAUGAUGCCUUGGAGAAAUCCACAAUGCCCUUAGCUGCCAUAGCUGACCAGGAGUAACAGCGCCCUGAUUAGCUGGGGGCCUCUCUUGUCAGUUUGGUGUCCUGAAUGUGGACUUGUCCCGUUUUGCUAGGAAGAAGGGCCUGCUUUUGGUUACAGGAUCCUUCAGGAGUUAUUUUGCUUCUGCAGGGGGUUCCUUCUAGGCCCUUUCGGUUUUUAUCACAUAAAAAAAAAAAUCCUUAAAAAAAAAAAAAUCAAUCUCGAGAAGCAUUCAGGUUGCUGGGAAAGUGUCUGCAACUUUAGUGCUUGCAGGG